AAACAGUCGCCGGACGCGGAGCCGCCAGGAAGCGCGGGAGGGGGGGCGGGUCCGGAGGGGCCGGGCCGCCUGCUAACCCCUCCCUGUCCGGGCCUGGCUGCUCAGUACGGGGGCGGGCCCCGCCAGCUGACCCCUCACCCGCUCCCGGCCUCGGGCCUCCAGGCCCUUCCGGGAUUUCGCUCCGGUUUCCCAGGGCAUCGGGGAGGGAGUACGGGCCCUGGGGUCCGCUCUCCGCAGUCCUUAGCCCCUCGGGACUGAAAUGACCAGCCCCCCACUUCCGUGAGUGGGUGGGGGCGGGGUCAUGAAACGUGCCUUCUGCCCAGGGCGGAGCUUCUCCUAAGGGGCAAAGCCAAGACAUCCCGAAUUGGGGCUGACAGGGCGGCAGAUUAUUAAAGCUGAGGGUGGAAGGAUGCUCAGGGUAUUGGGGUCAGGGUGGCAUUAGCCCAGCUCAAGCCGGGAUGGGCUGAGUCAGCAUCCUGCCCUGGCCAACCUCCCUCCCCGACAGCACCGCACUCCCUUGGGCAGAGAUGGGAGAUGGCGCCGGUGUUGCCGCUGGUGCUGCCCCUCCAGCCCCGCAUCCGCCUGGCGCAGGGGCUCUGGCUACUCUCCUGGCUGCUGGCACUGGCCGGUGGCCUCACCUUUCUCUGUAGCGGGCACCUCCUGGUCCAGCUGUCGCACCUUGGCACCUUCCUGGCUCCCUCUUGCCGGUUCCCUGCCCUACCCCAGGUUGCCCUCGCAGCCGGUGCAGUGGCUCUGGGCACAGGAUUCGGGGGUGCAGGAGCCAGCCGGGCAAGUCUGGAUGCAGCUCGAUACCCUCCCUGGAGAGGGGUCCUGGGACCACUGCUGGUGGCUGGCACUGCUGGGGGUGGGGGGCUCCUGGUCCUUGCCCUGGGGCUUGCCCUGGGUUUGCCUGGGAGUCUGGACCAGGGGCUAGAGGAAGGCCUGGGAACUGCCUUGGCUCACUACAAGGACACAGAGGUGCCGGGGAGAUGUCAUGCCAAACGGCUGAUGGAUGAGCUGCAGCUGAAGCACCACUGCUGUGGGCGCCAUGGGUACAAGGAUUGGUUUGGGGUCCAGUGGGUCAGCAGCCGUUACCUGGACCCCAAUGACCAGGACGUGGUUGACCGGAUUCAGAGCAAUGUUGAAGGCCUAUACCUGACUGAUGGAGUCCCUUUCUCUUGCUGCAACCCCCACUCACCUCGGCCUUGCCUGCAAAGUCAACUUUCAGACCCCUAUGCCCACCCCCUCUUCGACCCCCGACACCCCAACCUAAAUCUCUGGGCCCAAGGAUGCCAUGAGGUGCUGCUGGGGCACCUGCAGGACCUGGCCAGCACACUAGGCAGCAUGCUGGCUGUCACCUUCCUGCUGCAGGCUCUGGUGCUUGUUGGCCUGCGGUACCUGCAAACAGCACUGGAGGGGCUUGGAGGGGCCAUUGAUGGGGAAGGAGAGACCCAAGGCUAUCUCUUUCCUAGUGGGCUGAAAGAUAUGCUGAAAACAGCAUGGCUACAGGGAGGGGUUGCCCACAGGCCAGCACCUGAGGAAGCCCCACCAGAAGAGGCAUCUCCCAAGGAGGAUCUACCUGAGGCCUAGUGGCCUACAGCAUAGGAUAGGGGGGUGAAGCUGGAAAAAGGGGGGAAGAAGGUGGGAUGGACAAGUCUGGAAAUCUCACAACUCCUUACCAAGACUCCAGGUUGGGGGGAGGGUCCCUGGGAUUAGAAAGGUUAGGAAUAGUUGAUGAGCUGGAUGGAAUUGAGGAUAGUCAGGUAGGUCGACAGGGGUGAGAGAGAAAAGCAGCUGUCUUGGGGCUUAGCCCUUGCAACCAGAAUAACAGCAAAGAACAGAAUGAUGAGAAAGUAACAUGGGAAGGCCUAGAGAUUGCCUCUGGUACACAAACUCAAUAAAAGUUUUUGGAUGGAA
Otolemur garnettii (small-eared galago) is the source of this 1917-nucleotide messenger RNA. RefSeq names its product retinal outer segment membrane protein 1 (gene ROM1). Gene Ontology annotation, cellular component: membrane. Gene Ontology annotation, biological process: visual perception. The record is from RefSeq and is a predicted model, not a curated record. The transcript is spliced from 3 exons. NCBI's taxonomy places the organism in Eukaryota, Metazoa, Chordata, Mammalia, Primates, Galagidae. Bases 535 to 1590 code for a protein of 351 amino acids.